Dictyostelium discoideum AX4 is the source of this 771-nucleotide messenger RNA. RefSeq lists its product as hypothetical. Lineage: Eukaryota; Evosea; Eumycetozoa; Dictyosteliales; Dictyosteliaceae. The transcript has a single exon. The record is from RefSeq and is a predicted model, not a curated record. The coding region runs from base 1 to 771 and encodes 256 amino acids.
AUGACAGGUUUACAAAAAAAUUUCCAAACAUUUUUAAAACAUCAAAUUGGAUUUUUAAAAUUUUUUAAAAACAAUUUCUUUAAAUCAUUUUCGGUUAGUGAAGUUAUGAAAGAACAAGAUAGACAAUUUAGAGAAAGAAGUGAUGAAUUUAAAAGACAAACAUUGGUCUCGUUGGAAAGGUAUAAUUAUUUAUUAGAUUUUAAUUAUGCACAAGCUAAAAUGAUUGAUAGAAAGCUUGAAUUAGAUUACUUAAUUCAAAGAAGAAAAGCCAAUAGAAUAAACCAAAUGAAAGCUGUUGAAACAUUAUUAAAUUCAGUUGUUAUCGAUGAAGAUGGUUAUAUAAAAAAGAAACACCUUAAAGAUAUUGAAAUUGAUACAUUCAAUAAUAAUAAUAAUAAUAAUAAUAAUAAGAAUAAUAAUAAUGGCAACGAUAGUGGAGUCAAUCCAAUUAAAAUGUUUUUAGAAGAAGCACAAACAAAACAAGAACAAAAAAUGAAAAACCAAAAUAAAUCAUCUGUUUCAAUUGAAGAUUUAGAUUCACUUUUUAGUACAAUCAACAACAAUAAAGAAAAUGAAACUAUAAAUAUAAAUAAUUUUGAUUUUGAAAAACUCUUUACAAAACCAACAAAAUUCUCUGAAGAGGAAUAUUCAAAAGUAAUCAGUGAAAUGAAAAAUAAUAAUAAUAAUAAUGAUGACAACAAUAAUAAUAAUAAUAAUAAUAAUAAUAAUAAUAAUGAUAAUAAUAAAAUUAAUGAAGAAAACAAACAAUAA